CUUGGACCAAAACUCCAUCAGUGGACCGACACCAACUGUUCAUCGAAUUCCCUCUUACGUGUUCCGCUUUUACGAGGGUCGCUUGGUUUACUUUCAUCGCUCCUUGAGUGAGUGUUCGCCCUUUGGUAACAAAGUGAAGAACAAGGGAGGAAAGUCUUCUCAUUUUCUUCUUCUCGAGCCCUAACCUAAUCUCUCGCUUCCUUCAAUUCUUCCCACCUUCUUCUCUACCGAUCCAUCUGGGUUUUUCCCCUUCUUCUGUUUCGCGGGAUUGUUAGUGGGUAAUUCCUGCUAUUCGAUCGAGUUCUCUAGUUCGUGCGUCAGUUGGUGAAGCUUUUGAAAUUUCUGGGGACCAUCUGUUCGGAUCGGUUAUUGAAAUGGCUACUAGGGUUUCUCCCGUGCCUGAUUUUUGGGUUUGAGCUCGUUUUCCAGUCGUUGUUCUUAGCUUCUGUACUGUUGCGUGAAAAUGGCCUUCAUGGGGUUCGGCUUUGUUUUCUGAUCCUUCGUGGGUUUUUCCUUGAACAAACUCUAACUCAAUUCGACUCGUAAAAGUUCUGUUUUUUUUUUCUACUUGGAAAAAUCUCAACUCUUUUCUCGCGGUUUCAUUGAGAAAUGUUCAACAAGAUACUUAAUAGGCUUCCGAAGAAGCCGUCUAAGGCUUUGGAUCAUCGUGAAUUUGCUGCUGCCUCCAUGGCUACUUCUACUAACCAGCUCGCAAGCCCGAGAAACAAUGAUGUUUCGAGAAGUAGGCCGGUGAAUGGGGAUGGUAUGUCAUUGCCUGGUCCAAGUCUGGUUCAUGGUCAGGGUCAGGGCCAGGUUGUGAGCCAGAAACAGAAUGGUGAUCUGGGUCUGGCUUCUCUCGAAGCCUUGCCCGGAUUCAAGGAUGUUCCUAGCUCCGAAAAGCAGAACUUGUUCAUAACGAAACUGAAUCUGAGUUGUGCCGUGUUUGAUUUCACUGAUCCAACGAAGAAUGGGAGGGAAAAGGAUAUCAAGCGGCAGACUUUACUCGAGCUUGUGGAUUAUGUAACUUCGGGUAAUGGGAAGUUUAGUGAAACUGUGAUGCAAGCAGCCGUGAGGAUGGUUUCGGCCAAUCUAUUUAGGCCACUUAGCCCGCAACCCCGUGAGAACAAGGCCAUGGAAGGCUUGGACUUGGAAGAGGAGGAACCAUCUAUGGAUCCUGCAUGGCCUCACCUCCAAAUUGUCUAUGAAUUCCUUCUAAGAUUUGUAGCAUCUCCUGAGACAGAUGCAAAAUUGGCGAAGAGAUACAUAGACCACUCCUUUGUUAUGAAACUGUUGGAUCUUUUUGAUUCUGAGGAUCCAAGGGAGAGGGAGUAUCUCAAAACAAUCCUCCACCGGGUAUAUGGAAAGUUUAUGGUGCAUCGACCCUUCAUCAGAAAAGGUGUCAACAACAUUUUCUUUAGGUUUAUCUUCGAGACGGAAAAGCAUAAUGGGAUUGCCGAGCUUUUGGAGGUUUUGGGAAGCAUAAUUAACGGGUUUGCUCUUCCGCUCAAGGAAGAGCACAAGUUGUUCCUUGUCAGGGCCUUGAUUCCCCUUCAUAAACCAAAAUGCUUGCCCAUGUAUCACCAGCAGUUAUCUUACUGUAUCACACAAUUUGUGGAGAAAGACUGCAAGCUUUCAGACACAGUUAUAAGGGGCUUGCUGAAGUAUUGGCCUAUUACUAACAGUUCCAAGGAAGUCAUGUUCCUUAAUGAGCUGGAGGAAGUGUUAGAAGCAACUCAGCCUCCGGAAUUUCAGAGAUGUAUGGUUCCUCUCUUCCGCCAAAUUGCUCGCUGCUUGAGCAGCUCCCACUUUCAGGUGGCUGAAAGGGCUCUGUACCUGUGGAAUAACGAUCAUAUCGAGAACUUGAUCAGGCAAAAUCAUAAAGGAAUACUGCCCAUUAUCUUCCCGGCCUUGGAGAAAAACAGUAGCAGUCACUGGAAUCAGGCAGUCCGGAGCUUAACACUUAAUGUCCGCAAGAUCUUUUCUGACCUCGACCUAGAGCUAUUCGAGGAGUGUUUGCACAAGUUUCAUGAAGAUGAAGAGAAAUCGAAGGAGAUCAAGAGAAAACAGGAAGCUACCUGGAAGCGCCUCGAGGAGAUGGCUGCAACAAAGAUUUCAAGCAGUCAAGCAGUUCUCAUUCCUCGCUUGGUUCCUGCCGAAUCUUCCUUAACCUAGCAACGAAGGGAAUAAUUUGUACAUUCUGUUAGCCUUCCUUCUGGUGAUCGAGAAUGCUCUUCUGCCAUAGAGAUGAAGUCCGUUAUUUUUGGUGCUCGAAGAGGAUCCAUAUGAUGUGUGCUCAUGUCAAACCAUUGGUGAAUGCUGCAUUAUGCAUAUGAGCCGAAGAGAUUAUGCUGGUAAAUCUGGUGUCAGUUUGCAAGUUCAUACAAAGGGUCAAAAUAUUAUCUGCAGUUUCUCGGUCUUGUCGUGAUUCAGUCACUUUGCAUGUAUUCCAUUGGAUAGUAUGUAUUAUAUUAUAUGUCUACAUCAUCUUGCUGCUUUUGUUGCUGAGAGCGCAUAGCCAUACGAAUAUUCAUAACGUUUUGAGAAGGGUUUCAUAGUCA
Molecule: messenger RNA, 2558 nt
Organism: Tarenaya hassleriana
Lineage: Eukaryota; Viridiplantae; Streptophyta; Magnoliopsida; Brassicales; Cleomaceae
Product: serine/threonine protein phosphatase 2A 57 kDa regulatory subunit B' theta isoform-like
Exons: 2
Coding region: 610-2172 (520 amino acids)
Biological process (GO): signal transduction
Cellular component (GO): protein phosphatase type 2A complex
Molecular function (GO): protein phosphatase regulator activity
Source: RefSeq, a predicted model, not a curated record